Messenger RNA from Lactuca virosa, 1758 nucleotides. The record is from the annotation of a GenBank genome assembly. Lineage: Eukaryota; Viridiplantae; Streptophyta; Magnoliopsida; Asterales; Asteraceae.
AUGAAGUUCAUGAGACUUGGAAAAAUGCCAGACACAUUCUAUACAGGCGAAGCCACAAGGACCAUGGUUUCUGACUUACAAAGUGAUCUCACCAUACGCAUCAACAACAUCACUUAUCUUCUCCAUAAGUUUCCACUUCUUCAAAAGUGUGGCCUCCUGCAACAACUUUGCUCAGGGAAAGGAGACACUACUCUGGAGCUUCAUGACAUUCCUGGUGGUGAAAUAUCUUUUGAGCUGUGUGCAAAGUUUUGUUAUGGGAUCAAGAUUGACCUCAGUGCCCAUAACUUUGUAGCAGCAUUAUGUGCAGCAAAAUUCUUGCAGAUGACAGAAUCUGUUGUGAAGGGAAACUUUGUCUCGAAGCUUGAGCUUUUCUUUACUUCAUGCAUUCUUCAAGGCUGGAAGGAUUCUGUUGUCACAUUGCAGACUACAGAAAAGUUUCAUGAAUGGUCUGAGAAUUUUGAAAUUAUCAGAAGGUGCAUCGAUUCUGUAGUUGAUAAAAUACUCACACCCACAACAAAGGUAAGAUGGUCCUACACUUAUACUAGACCAGAAUAUGCAGAAAAGAAGCACAAAUCUGCACCCAAAGAUUGGUGGACAGAAGACAUAGCAGAGCUUAAUAUAGACCUAUUCAGAUGUGUCAUUAAUACUGUAAGGUCAACAGACAUGAUUCCACCAAAGCUUAUAGGUGAAGCUUUGCAUGUUUAUGCAUGUCAUUGGCUUCCAGAUGUUACAAGGGGUAGAUCUGAUCAACCUGAAACAUCAACAUCUUCUCAAAUCACCCAAGAAGAAUCUUUCAACAGAAAGAAACAACUUGAGAUGAUUGUAAGCCUAAUUCCAGAAGAUAGAGGAUCAGUUUCAGUUCGAUUCCUACUGAGACUCCUUAGAAUGGUGAAUCUUUUAGGGGCAUCUUCUGCCAUACAUAAACAACUCAUUAGGAAAUGUAGCUUGCAGUUAGAGGAGGCAAUGCCAAAUGAUUUGCUAUUAUUAUUGCCUUCACAUGAUCAUGACUCUUCUGGUGAUCAUCAUCAAACUUAUGAUAUUGAUCUGGUAAUGGCUGUCUUGGAGGGUUUUAUCACACAAUGGAGAAAAUCAUAUUCUAGAGAUGAAGAACAAUCAAUGAUUUUGAUUUCAAAAAUUGCAAAACUCAUAGACUCUUAUCUCCAAGUUGUCUCCAGAGAUGCAAACAUGUCAGUAGAGAAAGUAGUGUCUCUUGCCAAUAUUUUACCUGAAUUUGCUCGACCUGAACAUGAUGAUCUUUACAAGGCAAUCGACAUUUAUCUAAAGGAACAUCCCCAAAUGAGCAAGGAAGAGAAGAAGCGCCUGUGUAGCAUUUUGGAUUGCCAUAAGUUGUCUGCAGAAGCACGAGCCCAUGCAGUAAAAAACGAGAGGCUUCCAUUGAGAACUGUUGUGCAAGUUCUUUUCUUUGAACAGGAGAAACAUGGUGGAAAGGCAACAACAAGCCAUGAAAGUCGAAAACAUGAUAUAAUACAACCUCAGGGCAUAAAAAUAACAUAUUAUACAGGAGAUCAUCUGAGAAAUUUACAAGCGCGCUCAGGUGAUAAGUCUAAUAAAGCAGAGGAUGAUAGACGACGAAGUGCUCUUAGCAGUAAAAGCCAAAAGCUUGAACGAGAAUCAGAACAGAAGUCGAGGGGAAAAAAUGUUCACGAGAUCAUGGAGGAAGGAAUUAGUAAACAAAAUCUUACAAAAGUAAAGAUACAAAGAACUAAAUCAGAGCAUGGUCGUCGUAAAGGCAAGUAG